Messenger RNA from Limulus polyphemus (Atlantic horseshoe crab), 809 nucleotides. Its product is annotated as phosphatidate cytidylyltransferase, mitochondrial-like. Gene Ontology annotation, cellular component: mitochondrion. Bases 25 to 747 code for a protein of 240 amino acids. Gene Ontology annotation, molecular function: phosphatidate cytidylyltransferase activity. The record is from RefSeq and is a predicted model, not a curated record. Gene Ontology annotation, biological process: CDP-diacylglycerol biosynthetic process; cardiolipin biosynthetic process. The transcript has 5 exons. NCBI's taxonomy places the organism in Eukaryota, Metazoa, Arthropoda, Merostomata, Xiphosura, Limulidae.
GCUAGAGGAAAUUUGACUUUAAGCAUGGCAGCCUCCGUAGUUGGAAAGAGUAGUUUACGCGCUCCUGAUUUAUUACAUCGAGUUUUGUCUAUUUUUCCCCAAGAAAUAUCUUUUGCGUUUGCAUAUGGUUCCGGUGUUUUCAGACAAGAAGGAUAUAAUGAAAAUCAGAAAAAUAUGAUUGACUUGAUUUUGGCUGUCAAUAAUCCAGUGACUUGGCAUCAGAAUAAUCUCAAACUAAAUAGAUCACACUAUUCCAUCUUAAAAUAUGGUGGUUCCCAUCUGGUCAACCGGAUGCAGCAAGAUUAUGGAGCUGGUGUUUAUUUUAAUACCUUAAUACCAUUUGAAGACAGGCUCAUCAAAUAUGGUAUCAUUAGUACGUCUAAGUUAAUCACUGAUCUACUCGACUGGGACACUCUCUACAUCAGUGGUCGUCUACAUAAACCAGUUAACAUUCUUCAUCAGACACAAGAUACUGGUUUAGAACAAGCAUUGAAAGUUAAUCUUCAGAGUGCCAUCCAUGCAUCUUUAUUAUCUCUUCCAGAAACUUUCACAGAAGAAGAUCUGUACCUUCAAAUUGCUAGUCUUUCGUACACAGGUGAUUUUCGAAUGCUUCUUGGAGAAGACAAGAAUAAGAUCAACAACAUUGUAAAACCACAGCUGGACAGAUUCCGCAAUCUUUAUACUGAUUACCUCAAUAGGACACCUCAGUUGGAGUGGAACUGUAAAACAGCAAAAUACGAGGUAUGAGCGUUUGUCAGUUUAUAGGACACAUCUUUCGAGGUGAAACUAUAAAACAGCACAAUACUAGG